CUUAAGCACUAACUGUGUUCACGACUAAUCAGUGCCGCCCAGGUAUGAGCUGUACAGUAUGUUAUCUCAGUAAACAACAAGGAAAUGAAACCUGUACGUGUGAAACACAAACUGACAUGGCUCACACUCGCACAUUGUUCGUCUCUUGGAUUUUGAUCCACUGUUUUGAUGAAUCCUGGUCCUGGGAUGCGGUGGUGGUGAAGAGCUCAGUGUUCGCCCACUCCGGGUCAGCAGCUGAGCUCUCCUGCAGCUACAGCACACAUGCUUCACAGGGCUUCACUCUGGAGUGGCGUUAUGCUGCUCCCGGUACUCCAGCCAUACAAGCAAAGAGGGUGUUGUACUACAAUGGGAAACUCUACUGGGUGAACUCUUGGGAGAACAGAAUGGCUUUAGUGCAGAAUCCUCCAGUGUCUGGUGUUGCCUCUGUCAAGAUCCACAGCGUCCAACCCAGUGACAGCGGACUGUAUAUAUGUGACGUUACCAAUCCAAAUGAUUGGUCUGGAAGUGGGCAGGGUCUCAUCAACCUGACUGUGCUGGUGGCUCCAUCGGUGCCUGUAUGUGAGCUAAUUGGCCACACCUACGUGGGGGAAGAUGUCACUCUUACAUGCCACAGCUCCCAGGGGGCUCCUACACCUAUCUAUUCUUGGAACCGAGGAAAAGACACAGCCCCUCUGCCCCCCAACAGCAUUGUAGCAGAUCAGCGUACUGGUUCUCUUCUCUUAUCCAACCUUACUACUGCCUUUACUGGAACAUACACAUGCAGAGCUUCCAAUGAUCUGGGUGAGGCCGCGUGCAGCAUUGCUGUGAAAGUGGCAUACGGCAGCACAGCAGCAGUGGUUGGUGGAGUGCUGAUGGGACUUUUUCUCUUAGUCCUACUCAUUGCCGCAGCCGUUGUUUAUUUCUUCUUCUGCUACAAGAAGAGAGCUCGCAGAGGCACAGAGACCAAACUGAGUAGGAGGAAUGUUGAUUCAUCAGAGAAGCGCCCGUCAGAAGGUCCUCUGCUUUCUGCUCAUUUUGAUGGUGAUCAGCCUCCAGAGCUCAGAGUCUCACACCUCAGCCCACUAGUGUAAAGGUGGACUUUUCAUCCAUGACUGUACAUAGACAAACUGAUUCAAUCAUGUUUUACAUUUUCUACAUUUUCUAAUAUAGUUUGUGUUAUUUUUGAGAAACAUGGUAGCUUUAAAUAUUAAAAAAAAAAAACUCCAAUUUGGCAUUAGAGAAGGUAUGAAACAUACAGGGGUGCCAAAAUCUACGGUAAGAUAUUUAGCCCCUUAUUACUAUGAUACAGGAAACAACUGAAAACUACUCUGAUAAAGCAGCAUUCAGUCCAAAUGUAAAUAAAAUUUGACUGGCGAAAAAAGUUAAUCCACUGAAGGGGAAAGGACGCAGGAGGGAAAAGACGUUGCUUUUGGGGGUAAUUACUUUUGGUUUUGCGCUGACUUUAUCUAGGUGACCUCUAAACUCAUGACCCUCAGCCUUGUGAGGCAAUAUCAAUCAAGUUUUUGGUCGCUAAAAAGAAAUGGAGGAGUUGCUUAUUAUUACAUAGUCACUCCAGACUUUGCUUUGCUGUUUUCUUAUCGUCAUGUGGUGCACAUCUGGAAAGAAAAAAAAACCCCAAAACAAAACAAAACAAAACAAAUAGCUGUUUAAUUUCUUUGCCUGCUAGGCUUCGGGUCUCGACACACCUCAGCUACAUCAUUGUCUUAUGAUAAUUGGUUAUUGUGUGAAUCAUAAACAGGAUUUUUUUUUCACAGAAAAUAUUAUAAAAAAAUAUUAUAGAAAGGUUAGACUUGAACCUGUAUUCUGUGUUCUGAAAGAACAUUAAAAUAGUCACUGAUAAAUUAGAAGAUUAACUUUUCCGUGGCUUAAGUCUAUGGGCUUAAGUCUGUAUAAAUCUUAAAUAGGUGUUAAACAGUGAAACAUUAGAAGAAAUGUUGUAUGUUAAGUCCACAGUAAAAUACACAAAAUUAAAUUCAAAUUCACAAGCUUUAUUUUAAUGU
Molecule: messenger RNA, 2000 nt
Organism: Pangasianodon hypophthalmus (striped catfish)
Lineage: Eukaryota; Metazoa; Chordata; Actinopteri; Siluriformes; Pangasiidae
Product: V-set and immunoglobulin domain-containing protein 2
Exons: 7
Coding region: 45-1070 (341 amino acids)
Source: RefSeq, a predicted model, not a curated record